Messenger RNA from Moneuplotes crassus, 1386 nucleotides. The record is from the annotation of a GenBank genome assembly. NCBI's taxonomy places the organism in Eukaryota, Ciliophora, Spirotrichea, Euplotida, Euplotidae.
AUGUAUCUAUCCAAGACUAGGCUUGAAGAGCAUAAGCAAACUGAAGAGAGUACUCGCAUCAGUGAUGUCCAUGCAAGAGAGAUUCUUGAUUCUAGAGGAAACCCAACAGUUGAGGCUGAAGUCACAACUGAAGAAGGCUUUGUCUUUAGAGCUGCUGUACCUAGUGGAGCCUCCACUGGAAUCUAUGAGGCUCUCGAGCUGAGAGACAAAGAUGGAGACAGAUACUUGGGGAAAGGUGUACUUACAGCUGUUAAAAAUGUUAACGACAUCAUCUGUCCAGCUCUCAAAGGGCUUUCAGUCCUUGAACAAAGCACUUUGGAUAAGAAAAUGGUCGAAGAGAUUGAUGGAACUCAGAAUGAAUGGGGCUGGAGUAAAUCUAAGCUCGGAGCUAACGCUGUCUUAGCUGUUAGUUUAGCUAUUGCAAGAGCUGGUGCUCAUGCUAAAGGAGUUCCUUUGUAUCAACAUAUUGCUGGGCUUUCUGGAAAGGGAACUGAUAAAUUCAUUCUUCCAUGCCCAUCUCUGAACAUCAUUAAUGGAGGAUCUCAUGCAGGAAAUAAACUUGCCAUUCAGGAGUUUAUGAUCUUACCCACUGGAGCAUCUACUUUUAAGGAAGCUAUGCAGAUCGGUUGUGAGGUAUAUCACAACCUCCAGAAACUUAUUAAGAAGAAGUAUGGUCUUUCCUCUGCCAACGUUGGUGACGAGGGAGGAUUUGGAUGCCCAGAGAUUAACGAUGAGACAGAAACUUUGGAGCUUAUCAAUGAAGCUGUUGAAGCAGCUGGCCACACUGGUAAAGUGGAUGUUGGUCUUGAUGUAGCAGCCUCUGAGUUCUACAAGGAUGGCAAGUACGACCUUAGCUGGAAGACUGGCACCGGAGAUAGAAUUGUUGACACUGAUGGAUUCAUUGAAAUAUAUGAUGAUAUCUCCACCAAAUACCCUAUUGUAUCCAUCGAGGAUCCAUUCGAUCAAGAUGAUUUUGAAGCUUACACUAGAAUGCAAGAAAAGAUGGGUGAUAAGAUCCAGAUUGUUGGAGAUGAUUUACUUGUAACUAACCCAAAGAGAGUACAGAAAGGAAUCGAUGAGAAGAUGUGCAAUGCUCUUCUCUUGAAAGUUAACCAGAUUGGUUCACUCACUGAGGCUAUUGAAGCAUGCAAUCUUUCAACUGAUGCUGACUGGGGAGUCAUGGUCUCACAUAGAAGUGGUGAAACUGAAGACAACUUUAUCGCUGAUCUUGUUGUAGGACUUGGAACAGGACAGAUCAAGAGUGGAGCUCCAUGCAGAUCAGAUAGGCUAGCUAAAUAUAAUCAGCUAAUCAGAAUUGAGGAAGAGUUGGGUGACAGAGCAGUGUUUGCAGGAAAGAAUUUCAGAAACCCAACAUCUCUGUUAUAA